Molecule: messenger RNA, 2974 nt
Organism: Xyrauchen texanus (razorback sucker)
Lineage: Eukaryota; Metazoa; Chordata; Actinopteri; Cypriniformes; Catostomidae
Product: synaptotagmin-6-like
Exons: 7
Coding region: 1-1668 (555 amino acids)
Biological process (GO): regulation of calcium ion-dependent exocytosis; regulation of dopamine secretion; cellular response to calcium ion
Cellular component (GO): membrane
Molecular function (GO): clathrin binding; calcium ion binding; syntaxin binding
Source: RefSeq, a predicted model, not a curated record
AUGAUAAAGGGAGAGAAGGUCUGGAUUUGGGCUCACAGAAUGAGUGCCAUCACCGUUGAGGAACAAGACAUGUUCUGUGAGAAGGCAGUGGCCCUCAUCCUUGACCUCUGCCUGGAUGACAACUCUUUCCUGGACUCUGCAACAUGCCAGGAUUUCCUGGUGCUUCUAACCAGUGAAAACCCCAACAUAUCCAGCUCAGACAUUUCUUUCAGUCUCCUGCUGCUUGUAUUUGUGGUGUGUGGCUUGGUCCUGCUGGGUGUCAUCAGCGUCGCCACCUGGAAGCUGUGCUGGGUGCCUAGGCACAGCAAAGUUCUUUCCUCCAGUGCCACCGCCCUUGCUCCCACCCGCCAACAGAGAGACCAACUCAGAGAAGGUCACGGUGACUACUAUCUGUGCCUCAGAGACAUCAUGGCAGCAGACAAGCUGAAAGAUCCUGGGAACUUUCUGGAGGCGGCAGUGAAGAUUAGUCAUACGUCGCCAGAUAUCCCUGCAGACGUGCAGCUGUCCAUGAAGGAUCAUCUGCUGAGACGCACACGUAUCUCACGGCAGACAACUGAACCGGCCUCCUCUAACAGGCAUAGUUCCUUCAAGAAACACCUUCCCAGACAGAUGCAUCAUGUCACCAGUCUGGACCGCGGGAGUGAAUUUUUGGAUAUGGAGGACCAACCCACCUGCACCGCUGCCUCUCUUGGACGCAUCCAACCGGAACUCUAUAAACAGAGCACAAUGGAGGCAGAGUCGUCAUCCAAGAAUGGCACAGCAAAAACAUGUGGCAAGAUCAACUUCUCCCUUAAGUAUGAUUAUGAGGGAGAGCUUCUCCUUGUUACCAUUCUCAAGGCUUUCGACCUACCUGCAAAAGAUUUGUGCGGCAGCUCAGACCCUUAUGUCAAGAUAUAUCUGCUGCCUGACCGUAAGCGUAAAUUCCAGACGCGUGUGCACCGCAAGACACUUAACCCCACAUUUGACGAGACCUUCCAGUUCCCGGUCCCAUACGAGGAGCUGGGAUCUAGAAAGCUUCACUUGAGUGUGUUUGACUUUGACCGUUUCUCACGGCAUGAUAUGAUCGGAGAGGUCAUACUAGAUAACCUUUUUGAAGUUUCGGAUCUCUCACAAGAAACAUCCAUCUGGAAAGACAUUCAAUACGCCACCAGUGAGAGUGUGGAUUUGGGCGAGGUAAUGUUCUCUCUCUGCUACUUGCCAACUGCAGGGAGACUCACACUUACUGUCAUUAAAUGCCGGAACCUCAAAGCCAUGGAUAUUACUGGUUAUUCAGAUCCGUACGUAAAGGUGUCACUGGUUUGUGACGGAAGACGCUUGAAAAAGAAGAAAACUUCCAUAAAAAAGAACACUUUGAACCCAGCAUAUAAUGAGGCGAUCAUCUUUGACAUACCUCCAGAGAAUAUGGAUCAAGUCAACUUGCACAUAUCAGUCAUGGACUAUGAUCUAGUGGGACAUAAUGAGAUCAUUGGAGUCUGUCGGGUAGGGUGCCAUGCUGAAGGUCUGGGCAGAGACCACUGGAAUGAGAUGCUCGCUUACCCUCGGAAACCCAUCGCUCACUGGCAUCCUCUCGUAGAGCCCAAGAAGUCUGAAAAGGAGUGGAAGUCUCGCACUGCAAGCUUUGACAGUCAGGGGUCUUGUCCAUCACCCAGACUCCCCUCCAGUACAUAAGGGAGGAAGAGCCUCUCCCUACAUCUACAAAAGCCAAGGAUUUCCCGGGAAGUGACGGUGAUAUUCAGUUAUGUUCUUAGACAACGUGUGACACAACUUAUGUCUGUGUGGACAUGUACUGUCUCAAGGAACAGAAAGAGAAAGAGGAUGCAGCCAAACCGUUCGUGCAUUCAUAGAAUGCAACUGAACCUAGCCAAGUUUUAGCUUUUUUGUGUUUAGAUUGAAGUGUUGCUCUCAUGCGUUGGGUAAAUCCACAACCCACAGAGGUUUUAACAUUUUAAGUAAGGAUACCAGUAUACUGUAAGUAACAAUGUAUUUGUUACUAAAUAUUAUAUCAUUGGUAGCUGUAUAAUAUAUUUUCAUUGCCGUUAUUAUAGAAUGAAGAUAAAGUUUAUUAUAUAUUUAGUCAGAAACUUCUUGUUCUUUUUUGUCUUUACAUGUUUUAAGAGAUUUUUAAGGCAAAAUUAGAGAACAGAGUUUUAACAAAGAUAUGUGAUGUCCUCAUUAUGUUCAUCCUAUUGACGUAUAACUGUUAUAUAUUGUUUACAGAGCAAAAAAAUUGAUCUUCCUUUUGUUUGUGAAGUAGUGAAUGUGAUCUGCCACCAAAAAUACCAAGAGCCACUUAUAUCCCAUCUUCAAAUAUCUCAUCAUAACUGUCUAAAUUGUAGAGGCUUUGCUUUUGUUUGGAUUUCAAAUUUUGGCAUAACCUUUUUAAGUUGCUGAUUGUUAUAUGAAUAUUUUUAAAUGUUCUAUAAUUUUCUCCGAUCAAGUUAGGCUUAAGCACAGCUUUAUCCUCCAUGAUCCAUAAUGUGCAACUAGGUAAUAUUGUCAUAAUUUCACCAGGCAGUAAUUGUAGCCUUCAAAGUAAAACCAUUAUGAAUACUAAGGUUUGUGUUGAGAGCAUGACAGAACUAAAGGUGUCAGAAACCUCUUAGUGUGCUAACAAGACUUGAAAUAUCAUUAUGAAGAAUAAAAGUCUUAAAUAUGUUAUCCUUUAGCAUAUUACAAAGACCAAUUUUGUAUUUUACCUCAACUGUGACAAAUGUUCAUUGUUCUGUAUUUUUCCUGUAACCUUUAAGGUGUUCUCUCUUCAAAUAACAUGAUGUUUUUUGUUGGUUUGGCCUAGCUGGAACCCAUUGUAACAAUAAUCAUUGUUACAAUGGGUUCCAGGGAUUAUUGUUUUUGUAUGAAAAGUCUGAAUCAGUGCUGAAGAGCAUCUUUCCACUUUUAUAAUGACAAUUUGUAUUUGUAAUGUACAGUUAUUGUUUCAUAACAUCCCCUUGGACAUGAAAGGUACGAUUAAAGU